AUGGGAGGGUCGCAGUCCCUGCAGGCAGCCCCAGCCAGCGACCUGAACCCGGAGGUGUCCGAGGCCAUGAGCUCUGACUCGGAAGAAGCGUUUGAGACCCCAGAGUCAACCACCCCCGUCAAAGCUCCACCAGCCCCGCCCCCACCGCCCCCUGAAGUCAUCCCAGAACCCGAAGUCAGCACACCACCAGCCCCGGAAGAACCAGGAUGCGUUUCUGAGCCAGUCACGGUCCCCGAUGGCCCACGUGGUGACUCGGUGGAAGGAAGCCCUUUCCGACCUCCACACUCCUCCUCUGCCGUCUUCGAUGAAGACAAGCCCAUAGCCAGCAGUGGGACUUACAACCUGGACUUUGACAGCAUCGAGCUGGUGGAUGACUUGCAGAGCUCGGAGCCUGGCGCCUCAGACUGUAAGGGACAGGAGUGCAAGGUGAGCACGCGGAGGAAGUCUACCGAAUCCACGCCGCCCUCCAAGUCCACGCUGUCCCGCUCGCUCAGCCUGCAAGCCGGCGACUUUGACGGUGCCACCUGCCCAGGCAGCCCCGAGGCCGUGGCCCUCGUCCCCGAUGGGUGCAGCACGGGGUCCAGCAGCGCCUCCAGUACCCUUAAGCGAACUAAAAAACCACGGCCACCUUCCUUAAAAAAGAAGCAGACCACCAAGAAGCCCACGGAAACCCCGCCGGUGAAGGAGAGCCAGCAAGAGCUGGCCGAGGAGAGGCCCAUCCCCAGCGAGGAGCACCCGGCCUCCGAGUCAAAGACGGAGCCAUCCACUGCAGAAGCUUCCGGAUCCGCUGUGUUGGAGGAGACGCCCCCAGAACCCCCCACUGUGCCUCAGGCCACCUGUCCUCCAGAGCCAGAGGCUGUAGAGGACGUGGGACCCCCAGCCUCGGGAGGCGGCAGAGUGCAGAACUCACCCCCUGUUGGGAGGAAAACGGUGCCUCUUUCCACGGCUCCCGAGGACGGGGAGGUGGCCCCAUCGGACAGUGGGGAGCAGGAGGACCCCCCAGCCAAAGGGCUCUCGGUGAGGCUGGAGUUUGACUAUUCUGAGGACAGCCAGCAGGAAAACCCCCCUCCCACCAAAAAGCUAGGCAAGAAGCCAGUUGUCAAGAUGCCCCUAAGGAGGCCAAAGGUGAAGAAGACCCCCGAGAAAGUUGACACCACUCCCGCCUCGCCCACGCGAUCCCCCGCCGACCCCAAUGACAUCCCCAUUGCCAAAGGCACCUACACCUUUGACAUCGACAAGUGGGAUGACCCCAAUUUCAACCCUUUCUCUUCCACCUCAAAAAUGCAGGAGUCUCCCAAACUGCCCCAACAAUCAUACACCUUUGACCCCGAUGCCUGUGAUGAGUCCCUUGACCCCUUUAAGACCUCCGGCUCCCCUUCCAAAUCCCCGGCCUCCUUUGAGAUCCCAGCUAGUGCCAUGGAAGCCAAUGGAAUGGACGGGGACGGACUGAACAAGCCCGCCAAGAAGAAGAAAACGCCCCUGAAGACUGACACAUUUAGGGUGAAAAAGUCGCCAAAACGGUGCCCUCUCUCAGAUCUACCAUCACAGGACUCCACUCCGGACUCCACCCCAGAAGCCCCCCCAGUGAUCUCUGCAGUGGUCCACGCGACUGAUGAGGAGAAGCUGGCGGUCACCAGUCAGAAGUGGACGUGCAUGACGGUGGACCUGGAGGCCGACAAGCAGGACUUCCCGCAGCCCUCAGAUCUGUCUACCUUCGUAAAUGAGACCAAAUUCAACUCACCCACGGAGGAGUUGGAUUACAGAAGCUCCUAUGAAAUCGAAUAUAUGGAAAAAAUUGGCUCUUCCUUACCUCAGGAGGAUGACACCCUGAAGAAGCAGGCCUUGUACCUCAUGUUUGACACGUCUCAGGAGAGCCCUGUCAAGUCUCCUCCCGUCCGGAUGUCAGAUUCUCCAACACCGUGUUCAGGGUCAAGUUUUGAGGAGACUGAAGCUCUCGUGAACGCUGCAGUAAAGAUCCAGCAUCCUGUCACGUGUGGGCUCACCUCUAACCAAGAGCCUCAUUUGCAGGUGCCAGAGAAAUCCUCCCAGAAGGAGCUGGAGGCCAUGGCCUUGGGCACCCCGUCAGACGCCAUUGGAAUUAGAGAGUCUGCGCACCCAGCCGAUGUCUCCAUCUCUAAAACCGCCUUGUACUCCCGCAUCGGGACCACCGAGGUAGAGAAACCGGCAGGCCUUCUGUUCCCACAGCCUGACUUGGACUCUGCACUGCAGGUUGCCAGAGCAGAGGUCAUCACCAAGGAGAGAGAGGUCUCAGAGUGGAAAGAUAAAUAUGAAGAAAGCAGGCGGGAAGUGAUGGAAAUGAGGAAAAUCGUGGCCGAGUACGAGAAGACGAUUGCACAGAUGAUAGAGGAUGAACAGAGAGAGAAGUCUGUGUCCCACCAAACAGUGCAGCAGCUGGUCCUGGAGAAGGAGCAAGCCCUGGCUGACCUCAACUCCGUGGAGAAGUCUCUGGCUGACCUCUUCAGGAGAUACGAGAAGAUGAAGGAGGUCCUGGAAGGCUUCCGCAAGAAUGAAGAAGUGCUGAAGAAAUGUGCACAGGAGUACCUGUCCCGCGUGAAGAAAGAGGAGCAGAGGUACCAGGCCCUGAAGGUGCACGCGGAGGAGAAGCUGGACAGGGCCAACGCUGAGAUUGCCCAGGUACGAGGCAAGGCCCAGCAGGAGCAAGCCGCCUACCAGGCCAGCCUGCGGAAGGAGCAGCUGCGAGUCGAUGCUCUGGAAAGAACACUGGAGCAGAAGAAUAAAGAGAUAGAAGAACUCACCAAGAUUUGUGAUGAACUGAUUGCCAAAAUGGGGAAAAGCUAACUUUGAACCAAAUGCUUGGACUUGAGCGUUGCGUGCAAUAUGACCGUCGGCACACUGCUGCCCCUCCAGGAUGAGGACAGGUUCUCUUCUCACCUUUUGUAUGCACUACUGUACUUCCUUCCUACGUAGAGUCGAUUCGAUUGUCUGCAGUACUGAGGAGACUAUCAAGAUUUCUUGCUAUUGGUUUGCAUUUUCCUAGUCUAAUUCAUAGCAAGUUGACCUCAGAGUUCCUGUAUCAGGGAGAUUGUCUGAUUCUCUAUUAUAAAAGACAAAUUGCUGACCUUGGUCUUGCCAUUUGUACACGACUUCCCAGGGUGAGCAGCUUUGGAUUUACUACGAACAUGUACAGCGUGCAUAGGGACUCUUGCCUUAAAGAGUGUAAACUUGGCCUGCAUUUGCUGAUUUGUUUAAAAAAAACAAACGCAUGUUUGGAAUAAAAUCCUCUAUUGUAAAUAAAUUUUUUUCCUUUGGAUCUUG
Molecule: messenger RNA, 3297 nt
Organism: Dipodomys ordii (Ord's kangaroo rat)
Lineage: Eukaryota; Metazoa; Chordata; Mammalia; Rodentia; Heteromyidae
Gene: Tacc2
Product: transforming, acidic coiled-coil containing protein 2
Exons: 15
Coding region: 1-2820 (939 amino acids)
Biological process (GO): cell population proliferation; cerebral cortex development; mitotic spindle organization
Cellular component (GO): cytoplasm
Source: RefSeq, a predicted model, not a curated record